Marchantia polymorpha subsp. ruderalis is the source of this 2708-nucleotide messenger RNA. The record is from the annotation of a GenBank genome assembly. NCBI's taxonomy places the organism in Eukaryota, Viridiplantae, Streptophyta, Marchantiopsida, Marchantiales, Marchantiaceae.
GAGCUCUCUCCGCGUGAGGCUCGAUGGAACACGAGCUUAACCCCCAAAUCCUAUACAUAUAGUACGAGAGGACUUCGGAGCCCCACUGACGUCCAGCUAGAAGUAAAGGUCCGACACUCACGAAUCAUACGGGAAACCACAUAACCUCGUCAUCCCCCAUCACAACUGUGAUCCCCAGUCGUCGCAAGAAAGUUCUAGAGUAGCAUCCGCAGGUCUCGCAAGAGAGGACCACGGCCAUCGCAAGUUCCUCCAGCAUCUCCGAGAGCCCGAAGUCUGAUCUUGCAGAGCUCAGACGGAAUCGCUCUUUCUCUUGGCUCGUGGAAGAUUCUAGAUACUGAUUUCUAGAGAGAUUUCGACCGAACCGUCGUCGUGACGACAGAUAUUGACAUGAAGAAUUGGACAAGCCGAUCGAUCAGGUGCGGUGCUUCUGGAGCCGUCACGAGCCUGAUAUAACCACCGCAUGAAACUCGGAAUACGGCAGGCAGGCGUGCGCUUUGGAGUGCACGACGAAUUGGAUAGCCAAACCCCGUACCUGAGGACCGAGAGGCGAGAGCAGUCAGCGUCAAAGAGUUCGUUCGGAGAGGGAGGAAGUUGAGGAAAUGGGGAAUUGGGGAAAUGGUGAAAGCGUCGAGGGGAAGGGGGUGGGGUCGAUUUCAUGUGAUUGAUGAUGCAUGCAAUGUGCCAGUGAGGGGAGUGGAGUGUGUGCAAAGUGCUGAUGCAGAGUGAUGCGUAAUGUCCGUGGGCACUGCAGCGAACGAAGGGUGGUCGGGACGUGGGAAGCGACCACACGACUUCGGCGCGAACGAUCCUGCAACGCUGUACGCUGCGGCGGCACGAGCUCUGAGCGUGCAGAGGCCGGACGUGCCGCUGAUCUCAUUCCUGCGCAACCCGCUGCUCGACUUCUCGCGCCUGCUUAAAAAGGCUCGCUACUCGGACCUUCAGUAUCAUCACCUCGCCACGCACACACAAGACGUCGCUCCGCCAUCAUCAGGCCUGGAGGACGACGAGAGCGCCAAGGGCGGCCGAUGCAAUUACAUGCUGUCCAUGUACGGCAUGUGAGAUUCCGGCCCCCAGACCUUGACAUCGAUGUUGCCCCCUCCCGUCGACGACGAGGAUGAUGACAUGACAAGAGAGGCAUGUUUUGACUUCGAAAUAGUUGGCGGCGCGUAGCUUAAUUACAGCGCUUUGAAGCUGCUGUGAGUGCGACGGUGAGUGAGAGUCAGUAGUGCGGGAGAGAGAGAGAGAGAGAAAUUGAGACAAAGACCAGUCGGUCCAGAGAAACUCGGAGACCUUGUUACAGGAAGCGAGAGCAAGGGACCAUUCAUUCAUUCGCAAAGCAUGCAACGGCUGAGCCGCAAGGAACCAGGCCCACAUUUGUUGUGGUGCGCGCGCUUGUGAGAACAGAGGACACGGAGAGACGAUGGAUGGAAAAAGCUGAUUUGAUGCAGAGGAGGAGGAAAUUGGUUGACACUUGUUGCAGCGGGGACGUGACUUUAAGGGUUUUGCAUUCUAGGUAGUUGGAUCAUAUGAUGGGCACUCAACUCGAGUUCACGAACAAUCAAGGACUCAUUCGUGAACAUGCAUGAAACACGAAGUUGAAGUUCAGCCUCCAGCACUCCAAUAGUUGUAGCUAGGCAAAGGAUUGUGGCAACAUUUCGGUUUCGUGUAUAGUCAGUCUGUCUGUCAGUCGGCAAGAGAAAGAGAAAGAGAGUGAGGGAGUGUGAAUGUGCAAGAGCGAGGGCGAGGUCGUGUUGUAAAUUAUGUGAAAGCACGCCUUCGAGAGAGGUCGAGGCUUGAAAUCAACAAGUCAUUGAGGGAGUGAGCGAGUGAGCGAAUGACAAGUGGGCGAGAGUAGUAAGGCAGCAAGGGUGUGCGAGGGUUGUGCUGUAAAUUAUGUGAAAGCACGGCGUAGAGAUGGGGUCGAGGUUCUAAAACAACAAGCCAUUGAGUCGGUGACAAGUGGGCGAGGUGCAAGUACAUGAUGAUGAUGCCGCAAUCUGCAGCAGGUGCACGGACACAACAGCAUCACCAUCAGCAUCAGCACCAAGGCCUACCCCCACAGCAAGCACCGUCGUCGGUGAGGCUGUGCGACUUGAGACCUUCCGUGAGCAGCACUGUGAACACAACAUUCAUAAUCCUCGAGAAAGGCCAAACUUCCCGAAGCUCCGAAGCAUCAGGCCAAGCUGUGUGCGUGGCUUUGGUGGCCGAUUCCACUGCAGCUGUCCAUCUGCAGCUGUGGGGCCCCGAAUGCGAUGCCUUCCAGCCCAGUGACAUCAUCCGCCUCACAAAUGGAAUGUUUUCCUACUACAACCACAACAUGCUUCUGAGAGCAGGGCAGAAGGGCCUGCUGGAGAAGAUCGGCCACUUCACCAUGAUUUUUGUAGAGAACCCCAACAUGAGCAAGCUGCAGUGGAUUCCGGACCCCUCCAAUUCCAAAAUGCUGCAGCCUCUAGGCCUCAUGCACGCCUCCUCCCCUCAAGGCUCCCAUGGCAGUGGCCACAGUUCCUUCGUGAACUCAAGGGCCUACCAUUGAGACACUGACUACAUCCUCCCACUGUUCUCAUCGAGCGAGAGCAUCACACAUUCCCCUCUCCAUUCUCAAUACUUAGCUGUACAUACAAACAACACAACUCCGAACUUGCUGUAUUAUCGGGCAGAUGCUUGGAAACUCGAUUGUCAAGAAUGUACAGUUUUUUCUUUCGUUACCC